AUGAAGAAAGAAAAAAUGAAGGCUUAUUUAAAAGGGUUGCCCCAAAACAUGAUGGUAAUGGUCAGGAAUUCCAAAGCCUCCACCCUUAGAGAGGCAAUCGAAGGGGCAAAGAUCAUGGAGUCAGUGUACAACAAAGGGAGAGAAGAGAAAGCGGCUAGCAGUGAAAAAAGGAAGUGGGAAGGUCAUCAUGCACCUUCCAAGAGACCAAACCAUCUCAACAACAACCGUGGAGUUUAUCCUAGACAAGAGGCCAAGUGGUGUCCCAAAUGUCGCAGUAAACAUCUCGGCCCGUGCACCACCAACCCUACUCCUGUAAAGUGCUUUAAGUGCGGAAAGACAGGCCACACACGAAAUGAUUGUCCAAUCAAAGGACCCAUCUGUUUUGGAUGCGGAGAGCCGGGUCAUUUCAAGAAUGAUUGCCUGAAGUUAAAGGCGGGAGGGAGUUAG
This is a messenger RNA of Cynara cardunculus var. scolymus (artichoke), 447 nucleotides long. Its product is annotated as cellular nucleic acid-binding protein-like. Lineage: Eukaryota; Viridiplantae; Streptophyta; Magnoliopsida; Asterales; Asteraceae. The coding region runs from base 1 to 447 and encodes 148 amino acids. The transcript has a single exon. The record is from RefSeq and is a predicted model, not a curated record. Gene Ontology annotation, molecular function: zinc ion binding; nucleic acid binding.